AUGGAACGUUAUUUGCCUGCGAAUGCGUGUUGUGUUGCUUCGGUUUUCGCCCCAAUCACUUUUCCUCCUGCCUCAGUCUUGGUGUUCCGCGAGGGAAAAGCAGGCAAAGAGGAGCUGGUUGCCACGGGCUCGUUGCUGGAUAUUAAUCCUGACAGGAUAGUGUUGAAACGAAUUGUGCUGUCAGGUCACCCAUUCAAGAUCAACAAACGUUCUGUGGUUUGCCGCUACAUGUUUUUUAAUAGAGAGGAUAUCGAGUGGUUCAAACCAGUGGAAUUGUAUACGCCUAGUGGCCGCCGUGGGCACAUAAAAGAGGCCUUAGGUACUCACGGUCACAUGAAAUGCCGAUUUGAUCAGCAACUGAACGCUGCUGAUUCUGUUAUGAUGUCCUUAUAUAAAAGAGUGUUCCCCAAGUGGACGUAUAAUCCGAGGGUGGGACGAUUUGGAAGUAAAGCUGCUGUGUCACAAGAAAGCGAAGCCAUGGACGAUUGA
This is a messenger RNA of Cooperia oncophora, 489 nucleotides long. NCBI's taxonomy places the organism in Eukaryota, Metazoa, Nematoda, Chromadorea, Rhabditida, Trichostrongylidae. The record is from the annotation of a GenBank genome assembly.